AGAAAGAAAAAAAAAAAAAAACCUGGACUGACCAUUUUUAAUCUUUAAAGUCUUAUCACUCUCAUCAUGGACAGAAAUUCAGAAGGCAGACGAAAUGCUUUCAAGAGCAAAGGAGUGUUCAAACCUGAAGAGAUCAGAAGACGUCGAGAAGCGCAACAGGUCGAGAUUAGAAAACAAAAGAGAGAAGAAAAUUUGACAAAACGUCGCAAUUUCAAUGCUAAUGAGUUUAGCGAAGACAGCGACGAUGACAUUGACAUCAGCAAUUCAGAGAAUCAGCUUGCCGAGAUCUUGCCAGAGAUGAUCCAAAGCGUGUACUCCGAUGAUGUUGACGUGCAGCUUCAGGCUACCUCUCGAUUCAGAAAGCUACUUUCCAAGGAGAAAAAUCCUCCUAUUGAAGAAGUUAUUGCUUGCGGUGUUGUUCCUCGAUUUGUUGAGUUCCUUCGAUCACCCAAUUCUAACGUGCAAUUUGAAGCCGCAUGGGCUCUCACAAACAUCGCUUCCGGAUCUUCACAACAAACUCAAAUGGUCAUUGAUUCAGGUGCUGUUCCCUUCUUUGUCGAGCUUCUCAGCAAUCCUGUCGCAGAUGUCAAAGAACAGGCUGUUUGGGCUUUAGGUAACAUUGCUGGUGAUAGUCCUAGAUGUAGAGACUAUGUCCUCCACCAAGGCGCUUUGCCCCCACUUUUGGCUCUCUUCACUGAAGAUAGCAAGAUUUCAAUGCUGAGAAACGCAACUUGGACCUUGUCCAACUUUUGCCGUGGCAAGAAUCCUCAACCUGACUGGAAUUUGAUAUAUCCGGCAUUGCCAAUAUUGGCCAACUUAAUACAGGCCACCGAUGAGGAAAUUCUGAUCGAUGCUUGCUGGGCCAUUUCAUAUUUAUCAGAUGGACCAAACGAGCGCAUACAAGCAGUGAUUGAAUCAGGCGUUUGCAGUCGACUUGUUGAACUUUUGAACCACCCUUCAACCACUGUGCAAACCCCUGCCUUGCGAUCAGCAGGAAACAUCGUUACCGGCGAUGACAUGCAAACCCAAACUAUCAUCAACUGUGGUGUCCUUACUGCUCUCUAUCAUUUACUCAGCAGUCCAAAAGAAGGCAUCCGCAAAGAAGCAUGCUGGACGAUUUCCAACAUUACUGCCGGUAAUACCACUCAAAUUCAGGCUGUGAUCGAAGCCAAUAUGAUAUCUCCAUUGGUUCAUAUUCUAAGCAGCGGGGAUUUCAAGACCAAGAAAGAAGCUUGCUGGGCUCUUUGCAAUGCCACUUCCGGUGGAUUGAAUCGACCUGAGCAGAUUAAGUACCUCGUUAACGAAGGAUGCAUCAAACCUCUUUGCGAUAUCCUCAAUUCUAUGGACAAUAAGAUCAUUCUUGUCGCUUUAGACGGCAUUGAAAACAUUCUGCGAGUUGGCGAGUUGGAUCGUACUAACUCAGACGAAGGCCUCAACAUGUAUGCUAUCAUUGUUGAAGAAUGCGGCGGUCUUGAAAUUAUUCAAGAGCUGCAAAACCACGACAAUGAGGAAAUUUUCAAGAAGGCCUACCACUUGAUUGACCGAUACUUCAGUGAAGAUGAAGAAGAAGAUGCUGAUAUGGUACCUGAAAUGGAUUCCAACAAUGGAUCCUUUGCCUUCCAGCAAGACGUAAACUUGCCUUCCGGAGGGUUCCAGUUUGGCUCCAAGCAAUAAAAAAAAUCAGACGCUUUAUUUUUUUUCACUCUCAUACAAAUCCCAAUAUAAAAAAAUAAAAAAUAUAAAAAAAAAAUCCCCGUU
Messenger RNA from Umbelopsis ramanniana AG, 1758 nucleotides. RefSeq lists its product as uncharacterized. Gene Ontology annotation, cellular component: nucleoplasm; cytoplasm; nucleus. NCBI's taxonomy places the organism in Eukaryota, Fungi, Mucoromycota, Umbelopsidomycetes, Umbelopsidales, Umbelopsidaceae. The transcript has 5 exons. Gene Ontology annotation, biological process: NLS-bearing protein import into nucleus. Gene Ontology annotation, molecular function: nuclear import signal receptor activity; protein binding. Bases 67 to 1674 code for a protein of 535 amino acids. The record is from RefSeq and is a predicted model, not a curated record.